Molecule: messenger RNA, 225 nt
Organism: Caenorhabditis remanei
Lineage: Eukaryota; Metazoa; Nematoda; Chromadorea; Rhabditida; Rhabditidae
Exons: 3
Coding region: 1-225 (74 amino acids)
Source: RefSeq, a predicted model, not a curated record
AUGCAAUUUUCCGGAAUCCUCACUACUCUUCUCCUUGUUAUCCUCGCCGUCAUUGGUACUACUGUCGCCCAAUCAGCUAACGACAACAAUCUCGGACCAUUCGAAGCGUCAAUGAUGGCAAAACGUCUGCGUGGUGAGCCAAUCCGUUUUGGCAAGCGGUCCCCACGCGAACCCAUCCGUUUUGGAAAACGAUUCAACCCACUACCAGACUACGACUUCCAAUAA